AUGCGAGCCACCAGUGGCGAAACCCCUCUUAGUAACCCCCAAGUCCCCACCCCCUUUCAACCACCCCCCCUUGACCUCACUCCCCCGUUCAGCCGCCCCGUAGAACCUCACCCCGGCCCCCCUUUCUUCCUCCACACCCCUGCCCCACCCACGGUAGUCCCUGCAGCGGGGUCUCUGCUGGCGGGGUCUCUGCUGGCGGGGGCUCUGCUGGCGGGGUCUCUGCUGGCGGGGGCUCUACUGGCGGGAGUCUCUUCUGGCGGGGGUCUCUGCUGGCGGGGGUAUCUGCUGGCGGGGGUCUCUGCUGGUGUGGCGGGGUCUCUGCUGGCGGGGGUCUCUGCUGGCGGGGGCUCUGCUGGCGGGGUCUCUGCUGGCGGGGGUCUCUGCUGGCGGGGUCUCUGCUGGCGAGGGUCUCUGCUGGCGGGGGCUCUGCUGGCGGGGGUAUCUGCUGGAGGGGGUCUCUGCUGGCGUGGCGGGGUCUCUGCUGGCGGGGUUUCUGCUGGCGGGGGUCUCUGCUGGCCGGGGUCUCUGCUGGCGGGGGUCUCUACUGGCGGGGGUCUCUGCUGGCGGGGUCUCUGCUGGCGGGGGCUCUACUGGCGGUGUCGCUGGCGUUUGCUCCGCCGCCACUCCCUUCCUCUCCUCCCUCUGCCCCCCAAAGCGACCGCCGCUGCACCUGCGAACAGUCGCGACGGGGGGGGGGGGGGGGGAGACGGGCAUGGGGCGGGCGAGUAG
Messenger RNA from Closterium sp. Naga37s-1, 729 nucleotides. The record is from the annotation of a GenBank genome assembly. NCBI's taxonomy places the organism in Eukaryota, Viridiplantae, Streptophyta, Zygnematophyceae, Desmidiales, Closteriaceae.